Messenger RNA from Pipistrellus nathusii (Nathusius's pipistrelle), 933 nucleotides. NCBI's taxonomy places the organism in Eukaryota, Metazoa, Chordata, Mammalia, Chiroptera, Vespertilionidae. The record is from the annotation of a GenBank genome assembly.
AUGGCGGGGCGGCCGGGGCCCUCGAGGUCUGAGCCCGCGGCGGCAGCGGACCAGGCUGGGAAGGCCGAAGGGCAGGCCAAGUCCUCACAGAAAAUUGAAAACUUGAUGGAUAUGGUGAAGAAGUUGCAGAAAGAGGGAAGCCUAGAGCCCAGGGUUGAGGUCCUGAUUAACCGGAUUAAUGAUGUCCAACAAGCAAAAAAGAAAGCCAGCGAGGAGCUGGGAGAGGCCCGGACUGUCUGGGAGACUCUGCAGAAGGAACUGGACUCACUGAGCGGAGAGAAAGUGCGCCUGAAAGAGAUCUUGAGUAAAAAGCAAGAGACGCUGAGGAUCCUCCGGCUCCAUUGCCAGGAAAAGGAGAGUGAGGCUCAGAGGAAGCAGACCCUGCUAGAAGAGUGCAAGGAGCGAAUCUGUGCCCUCAACUUCCAGAUUGAGGAGGAGAAGAGCAAACAGAGGCAGCUGAGAUUGGAUUUCGAGGAACAGCUGGAAGAACUGAUGAGCCAGCACAAGGACCUCUGGGAAUUCCACCGACCGGAGCAGCUGGCCCAGGAGAUUGGCGCCCUGGACAGUAGCAAAGAGCAAUUGCUCAAGGAAGAGAAGCUGGUGGAAGCAAAGCUGGAGGAUGUGAAGAAUCGCCUGUGCUCCCAGUUCGGUACCAAGGGCUGCUCUGCCAUCACUGAGGGGCUCUUCCUUCGCAGCAAGGAGGCAGCAGCUGCAGUGCAUCUGUUUGAGGAGGAGACCAGAAAGGCCCAGGAGCUCCUGGAGGACACUGCCCAGCGCCAUGAGCAGCUGCAGGAGGAGUGCCAGCAGCUGCAGCAGAGGAGGCAGAGGCUGAAGGAGGAACUGGAAAAGCUCGGUGUGCAGGUCACUGCUCAGGCCCAGAGCAAACAAGAGGAUGGGACCAGCCCAGAAGCAGCUGCUCCCACGCCCAGCUAG